This is a messenger RNA of Belonocnema kinseyi, 1053 nucleotides long. Its product is annotated as calcium and integrin-binding protein 1-like. Bases 249 to 803 code for a protein of 184 amino acids. Gene Ontology annotation, molecular function: calcium ion binding. The transcript is spliced from 5 exons. Lineage: Eukaryota; Metazoa; Arthropoda; Insecta; Hymenoptera; Cynipidae. The record is from RefSeq and is a predicted model, not a curated record.
UCAAACCGAGCAGACUAUAUUUGUUUUCUGAAGAAUUGUUUAUUUACAGUUAAACAAAUAAAUACUCGUCGGGUGUUUUUUUGUUGAAUGUAUUGAAAGUUUUAAUUGUUUUAAUUGAUGCUGAAAAUAGAAGACACGUUUAAAAUGGAAAAUAAAGGGUGGUUUUAUUAAAAAAAGUGAAAGCACUUUUGGAGCUUUUAUUUUUGAGAAAUUCAGUUGUUUUCGGUGUUUUAUGUAGAUUUGGGACAAUGGGUGCUGGAAAAAGUCAAUUUAGUGAAGAAGAGCUGCAAGAUUAUCAGGAUCUUACUUAUUUCACGAAGAAGGAAGUUCUUUAUGCUCAUCAAAAAUUUAAAGCCCUAGCCCCAGAAAAAGUGGGUCACAAUCGAAACGCGAAGCUCCCAAUGUCGAAAAUUUUACAAUAUCCAGAGCUGCGUGUAAAUCCUUUCGGGGACCGAAUUUGUAAAGUUUUUAGCUCUAGUCAAGAUGGAGAUUGUACUUUCGAAGAUUUCCUGGACAUGAUGUCAGUGUUUAGCGAUGCGGCCCCAAAAGCAGUGAAAGCUGAGCACGCCUUUAGAAUAUUUGAUUUUGACGGUGAUGAUAUGCUAGGCAUCGGGGAUUUACGACAAGUCGUGGACAGAUUAACUGCUCCUCAGCGAUUAAAUGACACAGAUAUGCAACAGCUUCUUCAAUAUUUAUUGGAAGAAGCUGAUUUAGACGACGACGGGGCUCUGAGUUUUGCGGAAUUUGAACACAUCAUUGAAAAAAGCAGCGACUUUUCCAAAACAUUCCGCAUACGUUUAUGAAGUGCAAGAGUACUUUAAAAAAUGACUCAUUCAACGCAAAGACUGACCAAAAUUGGAUGAACAAAAAUUGGCACAAAGGGCCUACAUUUAUUAUUUAUUUCCUUGUUAAUAUUUAGAAAUUGUGCCAAAUCGACAAAGAGGCCUAAAGAUAUUACCAAUUUCGAUUAAAUGCUACGAACCAUUUUUCCGAUUUCAACGGUAAAUAAUCCAAAGACUAAUUAUUAUACAAAUUCCAUUAAAAAAAAGAAAA